AUGGGGCUCCCUGCUCUGGAAUUCAGCGACUGCUGUCUGGACAGCCCGCACUUCCGAGAGACACUCAAGUCACACGAAGCGGAGCUCGACAAGACCAACAAAUUCAUCAAGGAGCUCAUCAAGGACGGGAAGUCUCUCAUCAGCGCGCUCAAGAAUUUGUCUUCAGCAAAGAGGAAAUUUGCAGAUUCCUUAAAUGAAUUUAAAUUCCAGUGCAUAGGAGAUGCUGAAACAGAUGAUGAAAUGUGUAUAGCAAGGUCUUUGCAGGAGUUUGCCACUGUUCUCAGGAAUCUUGAAGAUGAGCGGAUGCGGAUGAUUGAGAAUGCUAGUGAGGUGCUCAUCACACCCUUGGAGAAGUUUCGAAAGGAGCAGAUUGGAGCUGCCAAGGAAGCCAAAAAGAAGUAUGACAAGGAGACAGAGAAGUACUGUGGCGUCUUAGAAAAACACUUGAACUUGUCUUCCAAAAAGAAAGAAUCUCAGCUUCAGGAGGCAGACAGCCAAGUGGACCUGGUCCGGCAGCAUUUCUACGAAGUGUCCCUGGAGUAUGUCUUCAAGGUGCAGGAAGUCCAAGAGAGAAAGAUGUUUGAGUUCGUGGAGCCUCUCCUGGCAUUCUUGCAAGGACUCUUCACUUUUUAUCACCAUGGUUAUGAACUGGCCAAGGAUUUCAGUGACUUCAAGACGCAGCUGACCAUUAGCAUACAGAACACAAGAAAUCGCUUUGAAGGCACCAGGUCAGAAGUGGAAUCACUGAUGAAAAAGAUGAAGGAGAACCCCCUUGAACACAAGACCAUCAGUCCCUACACCAUGGAAGGGUACCUCUACGUGCAGGAGAAACGUCACUUUGGAACUUCGUGGGUGAAGCACUACUGUACAUAUCAGCGGGAUUCCAAACAAAUCACCAUGGUACCAUUUGACCAAAAGUCAGGAGGAAAGGGGGGAGAAGAUGAGUCAGUCACCCUCAAAUCCUGCACACGGAGGAAAACAGACUCUAUCGAGAAGAGGUUUUGCUUUGAUGUAGAAGCGGUAGACAGGCCAGGGGUUAUCACCAUGCAGGCAUUGUCGGAAGAGGACCGGAGGCUCUGGAUGGAAGCCAUGGAUGGCCGGGAACCUGUCUACAACUCCAACAAAGACAGUCAGAGCGAAGGGACUGCGCAGUUGGACAGCAUCGGCUUCAGCAUAAUCAGGAAGUGCAUCCAUGCUGUGGAAACCCGAGGGAUCAAUGAGCAAGGACUCUACCGAAUUGUGGGGGUCAAUUCCAGGGUGCAGAAGUUGCUGAGUGUCCUGAUGGACCCCAAAACAGCUUCUGAAACAGAAGUGGAUAUCUGUGCGGAAUGGGAGAUCAAAACCAUCACUAGUGCUCUGAAGACCUACCUAAGAAUGCUUCCGGGACCACUCAUGAUGUACCAGUUUCAAAGAAGUUUCAUCAAAGCAGCAAAGCUGGAGAACCAGGAGUCUCGGGUUUCUGAAAUCCACAGCCUUGUUCAUCGACUCCCGGAGAAAAAUAGGCAGAUGUUACAGCUGCUCAUGAACCACUUGGCAAAUGUUGCUAACAACCACAAGCAGAAUUUGAUGACAGUGGCAAACCUUGGCGUGGUGUUUGGACCCACCCUGCUGCGGCCUCAGGAAGAAACAGUAGCGGCCAUCAUGGAUAUCAAAUUUCAGAACAUUGUCAUUGAGAUCCUGAUAGAAAACCAUGAAAAGAUAUUUAACACCGUGCCUGAUAUGCCUCUCACCAACGCCCAGCUGCACCUGUCUCGGAAGAAGAGCGGUGACUCCAAGCCCCCGUCCUGCAGCGAGAGGCCCCUGACGCUCUUCCACGCUGUCCAGUCAACAGAGAAACAGGAGCAAAGAAACAGCAUCAUCAACUCCAGUCUGGAAUCUGUCGUCUCAUCAAAUACAAACAGCAUCCUUAAUUCCAGCAGCAGCUUACAGCCCAACAUGAACUCCAGUGACCCUGAUCUAGAUAUGCUCAAACCCACCAGGCCCAACUCACUCCCCCCGAAUCCAAGCCCAACUUCACCCCUCUCGCCUUCUUGGCCCAUGUUCUCGGCGCCAUCCAGCCCUAUGCCCACCUCAUCCACGUCCAGCGACUCAUCCCCCAUCAGGUCUGUUGCAGGGUUUGUUGGUUUUCUGUUGCUGCCGUUGUUCUCAUUGGCUUGGUCCUCUCUUCAUGCAGUGUUCAGCCUCCUCGUCAAAUUUGUUCCCUGCCAUCCAAACCUGCACUUGCUUUUUGACAGGCCAGAAGAAACGGUUCGUGAAGACUCCAGCACACCGUUCCGGAAGGCAAAAGCCUUGUACGCCUGCAAAGCUGAACACGACUCAGAGCUCUCGUUUACCGCGGGCACAGUCUUCGAUAAUGUUCAUCCAUCUCAGGAGCCUGGCUGGCUGGAGGGGACUCUGAACGGAAAGACUGGCCUCAUCCCCGAGAACUACGUGGAGUUCCUCUAACCAUGGGCCCCAGCAGAGACACUGCGCUUUCCAUGGUAUCCAUGACAACUGCUGAGUCCAGUGGUGUAGGUCGUUUCUCUUGGCUGCUGAGAAAUGCAGGGUGGAUGGCUCUGCUGCUACCUGUCAUCACAAAUGUGUCUGUGAAUUUUGGUGUCGCCAUCGCCACGAUCAUCUCAGCUGACAUGUGGUGAUACUGCAAGCAACAAGGAAAUCAGCAGAGGAGGCCAUUUGAUUUUGAUAACCGAGAGGAAGGCUUGUAAAGCUGUUUGUCUCAUUCAGCACCCUCAGUGGGGCGCACUCAUUUUGUUUCAACAGUCAUCCAAACUCCCAGCCUUCUGACAGAGGAAGUAAGUAAGAUCUAAGUAGACCCCAAGAGCAUGCAGUGCAGCUGAGCCUACAGGGCUGGGCAACAGCUCUGAGAUACUGGCUUGGUCCAUUGCUUCUGUUUACAGCAGACACUCUAACCCACCUCUAAGUACUUGAGACCCACAGUGCUCCAGGCAGCUGGGUCUGUUUGCAUGCAGGGUGGAAAGGGGUUACGGCACUGUUUACGUAAGAUCCAAUCUCUCACCAUCUCUAAAGCAGCCGUUGGCCCAGCAUCAGCAGAAUUCAGUCCACUCCUCUCAUGCAAGGGAACAUGCACACCCCACGUGCCCCCUCCUCCCCUCCCCCCAGGCUAGGAACUUCUCUGCCACCGGGGGCUGCCAUCACCUCAUAACCACGGCAACCCAACCUACUGUAAAAUCAAACUAAAAAAUAACACCCUGUCUUUGCAUGACAUUUUUCUUUCCUCCCCCAUUUUGGGUAGUAUUUUGAAUGGCUUUCCAACAACCUGAAGCAGAUCAAGAAAUCACAGUGGGCUGGGGGCAGACAGAAGAGCAGCUGGGAACUGUUUCCUUUGUGAUUUAUUUCAGCAGCAUCAGGAUCUAUUUGGAGCAAACUCGAGUAACCUCGAGAUUUAAUUACAUACAGGCUUAAUAUUUCUGUUCUUCCGUGCAACUGGUGUUUGCUUUCUAGAGGGCAGUGGGCUGCCUACCAGUGAGUGACAUUCUCCCUUUUUCUGACUCCUUCCCUAAUGGCCUCCCAUUUACGCGUCCCUUACCCCGCCCUUGCCUCCCUCUAGCCCAUCACUGACCAGCCCCUGGAAGUGCCCCGGGCUCUGAGCACUGGUGCCCUGGCGAUUUCCAGGGCUGAUUCCUAGAUUAACCCGAUGGCCUAUGAUUUAAAAGGACAUACGUGUAUGUUCACUGCCACUCAGAGAAAGGGAAUUGUUUCUGAGACGUUUGAGGCAUGAGACUGAUAUCAUGAGCCACUGCAAUUCAGAAGGACACCAAAAGAUUGCGGCGUGGAAGGUGGGAUGGGUACCUAUUGAUAAAGAGGAUUUCGCAGUCCAGCAGGGGCUCGGUCUGGUGGAAUGCUGCCUUGGACCGGCCUGGACGUUUCAAAUUCUGGUCUCCAAAGACCAGCGUUCGCUGGAAUCCUCCACAUUUGAAUGUCCUCGCGAGAGUGACUCUGGGCAGAAAAACUCCACGCUGACAGACUGUUGAGCUCCCCAGGAGCCCCUCGGGAUGGCAGCCACACUGCUGCGGAGCGUUUCCUGCUUCUGGAAUUCCUCUUUGGGGAAGUUUAAAGAAGAAAAGAAAAACUUGAAUUGUGUUGAAUUACUGUAUCUUUUACAUUUUUUUUUGAAAAGAUAAACUUGUAAAUAGAGUGAUUUGAAAUACUAUAUGGCAAAGUUUUAUAUUUGAUAUUCUUAAAGCUACUUGCUCCACACACUGAAGCUUCCACUGCUGAACAAGUGUGAGUAAGAGGGAGAGGGCGGAGGUGCGGCCGGAGAGAGGGGAGGCCAUCCCUCCCUGGCCUUGAGGAAGGAGAUGCUUCUGCACUCUCUGCUGGUGCUUGUUGGUGUUCAGUCUUCUUUAUCCAGAUGUGUUUUUGAGCAUUUUCUUGGGCUUUGUGUUUGGAGAUGGAAAGAGCAUCUUCAGGCAAAGAAGUUUUCAAAGGACUCCUACUCAGUGGUGAGAUGAAGCUCAGGAUUUAAAUAGGUGGGGAAGGGCUUAGGCGUUUUGGUUUUGGUUUUGUUUUAUUUUGGUUUUUGUUUCUGGUUUUGUUUUGUUUUGAUUUUUUCAUUUUUCUUCUCAGGUAUAUUUCUUGGUACCACAAGAUAUCAGGACAGAAGGAGAUAGGCUAAUUGCGUGUUUCUUAUAUCUGGCUCUUCUGCACGUCUUCUAUGACUUGAUAAAGGAGGCCAAGCUCAUUUGCAAAUGUUGCGUGUGUCUGAGUUCUGAGAAAACCUUUUAGUUCUCAAAAUGCUGUUGCUCCUCCUUUCCCUAAACGUGUUUAUGCCCUUCCUGUUCUUCUCAGAGUCCCUAUAACCCCAAAUGAGAGAAAAACUCCAAAGAGGAAUGGGUCUUAUGCAGUGAGAGCUUUAUAGAUGGUUUUACCGUUAACAGGAGUGUGUCAUUGUGAUUCAGUUCGUCAGCUAAAGGAUUACGUAGCUAUUACCCAGCAACAGUCAAGACGCUACCACUGAAUCAGGAAACAAGAAUUAAGACUGCAUGAGACCAAGAUAGGACUCAGGAGAGCUAUCAUUGAAAAACCCAAGAAGAAAGGGAACAUAGGAACAGGCUACACCUGUGCCCCAUGGACUUUGAACAGCGUGGGGACCUGUGCGAAGGGGCCCAGGUGACAAGCACCCUCUAGAGCACUGUGCUUUCCAAAUAGGAAGUGUGCAACAUAAUGCGUUUUAACACAUUUGACAUUUUAAAUUGUCACCGGCCCCACUGGAACGUUAGCUCGAGCUGACACGGAGGAGCAGAAGGUACAGACCCGGCUUUGGGAGUUCCUCACUGAAGUUAGACCUGUCAACAUUUGGCCCCAGCUUGACCACUUGGAAGCAUGUCCCUGCCUCCCUCAGUUGGCCCUGAUUGGAAGCCAGAGGGAAAAGGAGCUACUGCCAAUGGGAAUUUUUAGGUCGACCCCUUCCCAGCUCCCCCGUGGCCAUGCUGAGCUGAUGGCAGAUGGCUGCCCUGCUCUCUCUCCCCAUCCAGGCUUACCUCCUCCCCAUUUGCUACAGAACUGGAGAAACCGUUCAGACUAUGAGCCAACAAAUAGGAAGGAAUUUGGAGACUAACAGUAGAUUGUACCCUCUCCACUAUGUAUGCCGCCAUCCCUUACGUUCUCUGCUUGAAUAGGGAACUUGGGAGCAGAUUCGGGGAGUGAUCCAGGUAUGAGAGUGGAAGACUAUUGACCGAGGUUCCUGAGCUGUCCCAGGAGCCGUGCCUCUUUGAUUAGGCCCUGGGACCUGCCUGGUAUUCAGAGCCUGAGUCUUUUUCGGGUGUUGAGAUCAGUCUCUCACUCUCCCUUCAUGUACUCAGAGAACUCUAUGGCUGCAGGAUGCAAUGUCAUAAGAAGACAACUAGUUUCAGAUCCUUGCCCCCCAGGCAAAGUAUAUUCCCGAUUUGCUCAAGGUUAGGGAUAGUCUCUUCUGUUUUCAAAAAUAAACAUAUAGGGCCCCCUGUGUAGUACCACCUCCCUCAGUAUCCUAUAAUCGGGGCCAGUUUUUAGCUUAGUAUUUUAGUAUUUCGACAGCCAGUAUAUGUUUUCUUCUGUCAAACCAAAACUCUUUUUCAACAUAAUUCCAGUUCAGCCCUCUUUGCUGAGUGUUUUUUGGACAGAGACAAAGAGAAAGGGAACAUGAGCAGUCGCGCAUUGACAGACUGGCAUUAGCAGGACAGAGCCACGCCAGUGACAAGGUCAUUCCAGGCAUUUGUCAGGACUCCACGGUUGUGUGUGCCAUAUCUAGCUCGAAAGCAAGUCCACCUACCCACCUGCAUUUUUAUCUCCUGGAAACAGCAGCCUCAGUCGCACCAAAAGUUCUGUCUUGAUUACAGUGACUCUCAAAGCAUCCAUGAUUGAGGGGUAGGGAGACAGAACUAAUCAGCUCACUGUACCUCGAUCACCGAUUUGUGACUGUCUCUUGGCACCUUUCAUCCUCGGGCUUCUGUUUCCAAAAGGAAGUCUGGAGCACCUAGACUUAAGGACCCAGGACUCCCAGGCACAGCACUGGCCAUCAUGGCACCCACAGUGUGCCCUAGCAUUCAGUGUUUUUGAGCAGCCAUCUUACCCACGUAGGGAGCCAGCACUGAAGAAACCAAACAGCCUCGUAGCCACCUGACUUUUAAAGGAGUGUCCUAGGUAUUCUAGCUCGGCAAAGGUUAUCUAUCAUCUCUGGCAGACUUGACAGUAAUCAAUUACCUAGUAGACAGCCCUGCCCCACACUUCUCCUAAGUCAACUGGGUGUCCUCUCACACACCCUGUGCUGGUGUUUAAAAAAUUUAUCUUGUGCUCAGAUGUGUUUGGCAGCCACCCUGAUCCGCCGGGUGCUGAACCACUUCUCUGUAAUUGUAGCAUGAAAAUAACAACAGUGGCAGAGCAGUGAACCUUGCACAAUUCCACAGCAUGCCCGAGACAAUGCUCCAACAAGUAAUCAUUAGCUCCGUUCUUUAUACCGCCUAGAGUACCUGUCUAACUAAAGAGCUCCCCAAAGCAGAGGGAGAGGCCAUAGAGAGAACCCAGACGUCAUUCAGAGCCAGCCCUUGCUGAAAUGUGGUCUGCUACUGGAAGCACAUGUAUUCUUGGGAGAAAUGGUAUUGCCAGGAGUUUAUAUAGUGAUGCUGGGAGCAGAGAGAAAGUAAAAAGCCAUCCGUACUGAAGAACUUUGAAUUUUUUUUUUAAAAGAGAUAAAUAUAGCUCUUAAUGGGGGGUGGAAUCUAUCACAAAAAAAGGUUCACCACUAAUAUUUUUACACAAGUUUUACAGGAUACGACGCCAUGGAAGCAUCUUUUAAGGUGGAAUGUUUUAGAGAGCCAAGGCUUGGCACCAUCCUAGACCCAUGCAAGGGUAGCAAUGAUUCAUGUGUCAAAAUUCUCUUCAGUAUAGUCGGUGAGAACCAGAGUAUUGAUCAUCAAAAUGUCAGAAUUACCUGGAGCAGUCCUGGAGAGGCCGAGCCAGUCCACAGCAACCAUUUCUGCAAAGUUGUCCGGACACCUAUGAACAGCUUUCUUGGGUAUCCAGAUGCCAGGGUCAACCUUGUACUUGUGACAAGAGGUUCAUCUGAUGAUGCUAUUAGUAUGUGUAUGUACAGUGCCCAUUUAUAUAUGUGAAGAUAUGGACUCAUAUAGAAACCCACAUAAGCUGGCAGUCGCUGAGCCUUCACAGCCUAUAAGAUUGGAAGGUUGGCAAUUUGACAAACGAGAGAGGCUGUUGAUUGACUAUCGAAAUGAUCAAAGAUGUAAAUUAAGUGCCAUUUUAAAACUUUGUUCAUAUUUAUCAAAUGGUUACUAUCUACAGCUAUAUUCCAUAUUAACUUAUUAAAAGUCAUGUUGAAAAAAAGAUCAAACUCAUAAAUGUUUAGUAGCUAAUAUAAAUGCUAGGCUAGUGUUAAAAGGCACUCUAAAAAGACAUUUUGUCCAUAUUUGAAGGGAAGAAAAUAUUUGCAUGUUUAAUUCAUAAUUUAGGCUUCCUUUGAGUAUAUUAUAAAGUGCUGUGUGAUAUAAUAUCAAUAAAGUACUUAAAAAUGGCACUUUAAUGUUUUUUUUUAAAAUUGUAAGGAAUGCACUGUUUUAAACUUCAGUAUUGAAUAUUGACUAGUAUGUAGAAUCCAAUUCCGUGAUUAAAAAGGAAUCUGUGACUAGACUAGAACUUUCUCCCUGUUAUUAGUGAAACACUUUUGCCAUAUUCAAGCUUUAAAAAAAAAAAAUGUGCUUUUGCAUCACUAAGCAUAUCUGUAAAGAAAAUACUGCUUCUGUUGCGCGGCCACAGAAACUUGGCUUUCUUACAUUUGGUUGGUUUAUGUGACAAUCCCUGUAAAAAUGAGUGGAAGUAUGAUUUUUUAAUUAAAUGACUUUUCCAUUUGG
Hipposideros armiger (great roundleaf bat) is the source of this 8363-nucleotide messenger RNA. It is a transcript of the gene ARHGAP26, whose product is annotated as Rho GTPase activating protein 26. Gene Ontology annotation, biological process: signal transduction. Lineage: Eukaryota; Metazoa; Chordata; Mammalia; Chiroptera; Hipposideridae. The transcript has 23 exons. Bases 1 to 2445 code for a protein of 814 amino acids. Gene Ontology annotation, molecular function: protein binding; GTPase activator activity. The record is from RefSeq and is a predicted model, not a curated record. Gene Ontology annotation, cellular component: cytoplasm.